Molecule: messenger RNA, 1827 nt
Organism: Brenthis ino (lesser marbled fritillary)
Lineage: Eukaryota; Metazoa; Arthropoda; Insecta; Lepidoptera; Nymphalidae
Source: the annotation of a GenBank genome assembly
AUGAUGAUGAUGAUGAUGAUGAUGUUCUCCCGACCGAUUCCGGCCAUGGUGGCCAAUCUCAUUGAGACUAGCCAACUGCGCAGGAGAUAUUAUAGUGCACAAGUGUACGCGCAGAUACAAGUGCACUCUCUAUUCCUGUCACUCUCAUACUCCGGUGGGACGGCCACUCGACACGACCGUAUUUACAUUGUCUAUGAAAUACUAAAGAAUAUGGCGGCUGUCGUUGCAACAGCCGAUAUGACGAUUCAAAAGAAUUCUCAGAUUUUAGUAAAUGUAGAAGAAGCUUUAGAAGAUUUAAUUGUGGUAACCUAUAGUACAGAAGAUAAAAAAUUUCAAGGUGUUCUGUUGGACUCCAACAAAGGUAAUUUACCUUUUGGUGUGUAUAGUCUUCACCCAGCAUUCUCUAAUCAAAACGAAAAAGCAGAAAGCAAAGAUAAUAAACUACAUUCCGUGAGUCAAAGAUUUACAUAUCAAGAGCCUGAUUAUGAUCAUGAAGACUUACAAAGAUCUAAAAAACAAAGUGGCAAAUCUAAGCCCCCGGCUCGGAGAAAGAUGACAGUGAGAUUACGACCUAGGAAAGUAGUAUGUUCAAAUUGCAAAGGGAUUUGCAAUGAAAAUAGUGAAAAUGUAGACGUGUCCAAGAAGCGCAAAUUAGACUCGGAUGACGAUACGCCCAAAGACGGUUCUGAGUCAUCGAAAUUAGAAAAGAAAUAUCUGAUGGGAAGUAUGCUAAUACCUAAGCUGUCCAGGCUAGAGCCAAGUGAAAUAACAAAUGCUAUAAAAUCAAAAAGUGUUACCAAGCCAGGUGAAAGAGCGAGAAGUAUAAAAAAUACGAAACCAUGUGAUGAUAGUGAAAAAACUACUAGGGAGUUGGCCUUUGUUAGUGUUUCCGAUAAUAGUGAUUUAGUUGACAAAGAAGAUUGUAAAGACAGUGACAAUUCUUUUAGUAACUUAUUUUCCAAUGCUAGGACACUCAAAAUUUGUUUUGGUGAAGGCGAGGGUACUGUUGUUAAAAUACCUCCAUUAGGUGGUGAUUUUAAUGAAGAUUCUGGUGUUUCCUGUGAUAUGUCUAAACCUACAAAAGCUGUAAAAAAAGCAUUGAAAAAGGCAAAAAAACAGGCUAAAAAGAACAAUACUACAGAAAAAGAUGAUGAUUUAUGGAUAGAUCAGUCACCAAAACAUAUUGGAGCACUGUCACCUCGAAACAAUGUAUCAAACAGUGCAUCAAUUGAUCCUUUAGAAAAGAAACACAAACAUAAAGUAAAACAUAAAAAAAAGCAUAGGAUUCAAAAGAAAAGGGAUGAAAAUACAAGUAAAUGUGAUUCAAUAGACUAUUUUAGUAAUAUUAAAGACCAUUGCUUGAAACAGAAAUUAUCAAUUAGCUUGCGUAGGUUAAGCAGCAAUUCUUAUGAACGUAGAAAUGAAGAAGGUUCUGAUGAUGGGGAAAUUGAAACAGUUCCUGACUUCCCAGAAAGUUCUGAAGGAGUUGGUGGGAAAUUACUAAGGGUGUCCCCAGGUGAUAUUGUAUGGGGUAAAGUAGUUGGUUUCCCAUGGUGGCCAGGCAGGGUUUUAAGCGUGACACCAACUUCAAGAGCUCAUGUUGCUUGGUAUGCUUCAACUACAUCAUCUCUAAUGCCAUGCGACAGUUUAAGUCCUUUUUUGGAAGAUUACAAGAUAAGAUUCAACAAAAAGAAAAGGGGUCCAUAUAAAGAGGCUGUGAAACAAGCGACUAUAGAAGCAAGACAAAUGGAAACUCAUGUAGAUCCUUUAGCAAGUCCUACCCAUAAUCUUGCGACUGUCUCACCCCACCCUAUUGAUGUGUUCUCC